AUGGCUCCCCUGACUUUGGAUAGUCUUCCUAUGGAACUGAUCGAGACUGUUGUUAAUUUUCUGGACUUCCAAGACAUCUGUGCUCUUCGUUUAACUGCACAUGGUAUUUCGGCCAAAUCAUCCAAUGGUCGAUUCCGUCAGAAUUUGAAAUCCAAGAAAUUACACAUCGCACAGGCCCCCUUGGAAGAUUUCGCUCACUUUACUCAACCAGGCCAGGUUGGGUGUGUGCUCCAACAUCUUACUUUAUCCGACUUUGGGGUGGCAAAUGCGUCUGACAAGUGCCUUGAGGCAGCUAAGCUGCUAGUGCAAGGAAUGGAGAACCUACGCCAAAAUACUUCACAUGGUGGCCUAGUAUCUCUGUCUCUUUCCCUUCACGAGCUAAUAGAUUCAGAGCUGGAAGAGGCAGAGCAUGCCACGGCAAAGUUGUUUGACCUUGUUAUGCUGGCACUCAGCAACAGCAAAUUGUCUGUGCAGAUCGUGGAUAUUUUUGCUAAAUGUUUCCCCAUCCGCUGUGCCCUGGCCUGCGGUGAAAUAAUGGCAGUUAUGGAGAAAGCAGACCUGUCUUCCACAUUCAGAGAGUGUAAAGAGCUAUGUUUAAGCUUGUCACACUGGUUACGCGAUCUCGAUGAGCACUACGAGUCUCCGCUAUCCUUUGAUCAAGCUAGGGAUCAUACCCGAUUUAUCUGUGAUUUUGUGAAUAUGUUCCCAGUGCUAGAGGAACUUCACUUGGCGUGGGUAUAUUACGAUCUCGCCUACACGGAUGCCAUACAGGAAGAAGAGCAUUUCUUUAAUCGAAUCGCAAAUUCCUGUCCAUUCCCAUUGCUCAAGAAGUGUACCUUUCAUAACAUUCGCACGACCGAGGCAGCCCUGCUUCAAUUUCUCAAAAACGUUCAAUUGGUCAGUCUAUCGAUGGAAAACGUGUAUCUGGCCAGUGGAAGGUUUGAGUCCAUUUUUCAUCAUCUAUCCACUUCCCAGCCAAAUUUGGAAUAUUUGCAUCUCCAUCAGCUGGUGCACGAUCCAUCUACUGUUUAUUUUGAUGUGCCUCGCGUGCCCCAAUACCCUCGUAUUCGGGGGAUCCCGACUGUGCCGGAAGCUUCGAUGCUACGACUUGUGAGCCCAUAUGUAGUCCAUCUAGCUUUCAAUGCUCCGGAUGAUGAUACACGUAUAUACCUCAUGCACCCACGCUUGGGACAGAAGGAGCAUACAUCGCCGUACAAAUCGCCUAGGUACUGGAGAAAGUUCGAACAGUUGAAGAAUCUGCUCAAUACAGAGCUUCUGCCCAGCGCGGCCACGGCCUCGUGGUUGUACAUUACAGCGGAAAUGUCGCGCGAAGUUCCCGCAUACAGACGGCAGGCCAUAUUCCAAUAUGACCCGGUUGCUCAUGGGCGUAAUAAGAAAGGCUGGAGGCUCUUUUAUGAAGGUCAUUACUUUGAUGAUACAAAUCCACCCCCAGGUCCUGAAUCUGCUGAUGGCAUCCCUGACCUAUGA
Molecule: messenger RNA, 1488 nt
Organism: Aspergillus nomiae NRRL 13137
Lineage: Eukaryota; Fungi; Ascomycota; Eurotiomycetes; Eurotiales; Aspergillaceae
Exons: 2
Coding region: 1-1488 (495 amino acids)
Molecular function (GO): protein binding
Source: RefSeq, a predicted model, not a curated record